AAGAGGAGGCAUAUUAAUUUUUCUUUAACUGGGCCAUUUUGUUCUUGAUAAAAAGAGGCUAGUAUCAAUUGGUAUUACAGGAUAAAGAAAGAACGGAGGCAAGCCGGUAAACGAGAUUAAAAUGGUAGAGGUCGUCACCUAUUUUAUGUAGGUGAGGUGCCCACAUACUAUAGAGAUUAGGAGAGAGGAGAGAGGGAAGGAGUGACCGCGUUGAAAAACGUUCUAGUGGUUUUAAAAGCCAUAAACAGACAUGCUCUGUAACUGCUGUGUUCUUGCCUCCUCUCCUCUUCCUAUAAACACUAAUACCUCUCCUUGGCUUCUUUUGUGUUUUGUUUUGAGUGUUAGCUAGCUAAUCGUUUGUUCUUUUGCUGGUUGGCUGGUUAAUCUUUUUAUGCUUCUAUCCUAGCUACUACUAUUUCUACCACUCCAGCUUUAUCGUGCUCUGGUAAAAGAUACUACGUCCACUACACACAGAGAGAGGGAAAGGGGAAAGAUAGUGAGUGCCAGAGAGAGCAGGGGACUGGGCAAAAGGGUUUUUUUUUUUUUUUCUCUUAGAAGAGAGCGUUUCUUGUUUCUUGUUUCUUGUUUCUGUUCUUUUGAUUUGUUUUUUACUUCUUCUCCUGUGAAGUAUGAUUGGUUGCGAGGCUGAACUGAAGUGAAAGUCUGGUUUUGGGUGCUGCUUUGAAGGGACUGGUUCGGUUGGGCCUUCUUUUCAUAUUUUUGGAAGUUUCUUGUAAAGCUUCUUGUCUUCAAAUGAACACAAGUCUUUGCAUUGUUCAGCAACAAAAUCAAAUUUAUGUAGGCGUUAAUACCAAGGUAAAAAAACUCUUUGUAUAGCCAAAUUAAGAUAAAACAAACUGCAGCGAAGUGUGUGGGGGUUGGCAGCAAAGAAAGAAUUUAUUAUCAUUUAGCUAUAAAAUUCUUCCUCCUCACGAGAAACAAGCAAGAAAAACAUUCGCUCCAUAAGAACAACCUUCACUGUUUUCUUUUUCAUCUCUUCCUUUUCUCUCAUGGAGUACAAUCAAUCUUCAGAAAUGCAAGAACCCAGUAUAGACACUGACAAACUCAGCUACGAAAUCUUUUCAAUUCUUGAAAGCAAGUUUCUCUUCGGAUAUGAUGAUCAGAAACUCUGGAUUCCUAAACAGGUCUCUCCUGAAACAAUUGAAGCAAAACCCGAGUCACAGAAUCCCUCGGUUCUUACAGAAAACAACAGUUCCUGGCUGUCUGCGAUCAAGAAUCAAAGAGGCAAAAUCUGCAUAUUGUCUAUUGAUGGUGGUAGCAGUCUAAAAGGGAUUAUUUCAGGGAAAGCAUUGGCUUAUCUUGAAAACGCGUUGAAAGUGAAAUCAGGCAAUCCUGACGCCAGGAUUGCUGAUUAUUUUGAUGUUGCAGCCGGAACUGGAAUUGGCGGAAUCUUCACGGCUAUGCUUUUCGGCACCAAAGAUCAUAGCCGUCCGAUUUUGAAAGCUGAAGAGACUUGGAAGUUCUUAGCUGAUCAGGGCAAGAAAUUUUACACUUACGGAAAUGGUGGGUUUUUCAAGCGGUUUUUCAGAGGUGGCGCAACCGGUUCAACAGCUGCUACAGCCGGUUUAGAGAAGGCCAUGAAGGAGACUUUUAGUGAUAAGGGCCGGAAUUUGACUUUGAAAGAUACUUUAAAGCCGGUUUUGAUUCCUUGCUAUGAUCUUUCCAGCACGGCGCCAUUUUUGUUUUCAAGAGCGGAUGCAUUGGAAACGGAUAGUUUUGAUUUCCGGCUUUGGGAAGUUUGUCGGGCUACAUCUGCAGAACCGGGUUUGUUUGACCCGGUUUUAAUGGGGUCCAUUGACGGUCAGACCAGGUGUUUGGCAGUUGAUGGUGGUUUAGCCAUGAGUAACCCGGCCGCAGCAGCUAUUACUCACGUGCUGCAUAACAAGCAGGAAUUUCCUUUUGUUAGAGGAGUUGAGGAUUUGUUGGUGUUGUCCUUAGGGACUGGUCAGAUUCUUGAGGUUAGUUAUGAAUAUGAGCAGGUUAAGAAUUGGAGGGCCAAGCAGUGGGCUCGACCGAUGGCUCGAAUCUCAGGUGAUGGUUCGGCUGAUUCAGUGGACCAGGCCGUGGCCAUGGCAUUUGGUCAGUGUAGGAGCAGUAACUAUGUAAGAAUUCAGGCAAAUGGGUCCAAUCUAGGAAGAUGUGGACCUAAUGUGGACACAGACCCUAGUCCUAACAAUGUAAAGAUGCUGAUUGGAAUAGCAGAGGAAAUGUUGAAGCAGAAAAAUGUAGAAUCUGUGCUGUUUGGUGGCAAGAGGAUCGGGGAGCAAAGCAAUUUUGAGAAACUUGAUUGGUUUGCUGAACAGCUUGUGUUGGAGCAUCAGAGGAGGAGCUGCAGAAUUGCUCCCACUGUUGCUUUCAAGCAAGCUGCCACCAAAACAACCUAGACUAUUCUCAACAGUGUCAAGAACCAAAAUCAAACGAAAAAGGAAAGGCGGAAAAUAUAUUCAAGGAACAAAAAGGAAAGGAAAGGAAAGGAAAGGAAGAGGGAAAAGGGUAACAUAGCAGCAGCUUUUACUUUUGAAAGUCACGAAGAUAGCAAGAGAAGAAGAGCAGGUGAGGGGAUUGAGGGAAGAAGGACAAGAAGAACAUAGAGAGAGGGUAGAAGAUCUUAGUGGGAUACUUUGCCUGCCAGGUGAUGGACAUGGUGGUGUCCACUCCACCUUUCUACCAUGGCAAGGAACCGAGAAAGAAGAGAAACAAAGAAGAGAAAGCAAGUAUCAGUUAAGCUUUUGAAGGUCAAACCAAGUAUCAGGUGUGAAUCUUUUAAUGUCAGUUAAGAUUUUUGGGUGGGAAGACUCUGUUUGUAUAUUUGCUUUAUUUAUUUUAUUUAUUUAUUUUCUCAAUCGGACUCAACUCUCAAGAAACUUGAGUGUGGGGUACAUGGUGGGCUACCUGCACUGAACCCCUGAUAUAUAGCCAAGUCCCUCUUCUUCUUUUUUUAUUACUACAAGCCAGAGUUCUUUACUGAGCUUUGGUCCCUUUUCA
This is a messenger RNA of Populus trichocarpa (black cottonwood), 3006 nucleotides long. RefSeq names its product patatin-like protein 6. Bases 1011 to 2405 code for a protein of 464 amino acids. NCBI's taxonomy places the organism in Eukaryota, Viridiplantae, Streptophyta, Magnoliopsida, Malpighiales, Salicaceae. The record is from RefSeq and is a predicted model, not a curated record. Gene Ontology annotation, biological process: lipid metabolic process. The transcript is spliced from 3 exons.